AUGAAGGCCAGUUAAUUAGCAGAAAAGAGAAAAUAGAUUGAAGAAUCACUUCAACGAAAUGAUAGAGAUAGGAAAAAUUUUAUCGAAAAGAAUCCUUAGUUCUUAAACGAGUCAGAGGGCUCAUCCAGUUAAAUUUCAGAAAAUAUUUCUUCUCCAAGUUUGAAGAAUGAAAGCGAGUUAUUUAAUUAAUAGAUGCAAAAGUUCAAUUCUAUUAGCCCAAAUUUAAAUAAGAAGCAUUAAUAGCUUGUAAACAAGCAAAAAACAGGAUAAUUUGAAGAUAAUGAUGAAUCUAUUCAUGAAUUAAUAGAAGAACAUAUUUUAAGCAAAAAUGAUAGAAAUUUUAGCAUGGAAAGCUCAUCAGAUUUAGAAUACUCAUAAUCACAUUAAAUAAUGAAGAAAACAAGCAACUCUGUUCUGAAAAAGUAAAUUAUGAAUAACUCAAGUGGAGUGGAGGAAUUUUCUUUUUAAAAUAAUUUCGGAAUGGAAAAUAGUAAUAUCAAGAUAUCUAACAUCUUUACUAACAACAAUAGUAACAAUAUCAUGAGCAAUAAUAAUUUAUAGUCAAUUUUUAAAUCAGAUAAUCAAAACAUUUAAAUUAAUAAUAACUUUUAAAAUGAAAAUACAAAUUAUGACAACUAUUUUGGAGAAUAAAAAGCUUAGCGCAAUUAAAUUUAUGCUAAUAAGCAAGUAGAUAAUAUAUUAGUUAGCCAAAAAGACAGUGAAGGUCUUCAAAGAAUCGAAGAAGAAAGAAAUUCUCAAUAAAAUUUUUAUAGCAAUUAGUACAACUUUGGUAGUUAAACUUAAAAAACAAAUCAACUAUAUCAGCUUUCUUCCUCUUCUUCACAAAAAGGUACUAUAAAUUAUGAAUAGAUUACUAAUUCUUUGUAAAAUAACAAUAAUAUUCAGAGAUUAAAUCAACCUUUUGUGUCAAACAACUCAAACAACAGUGAAAAUAUAAAUGUAAUAAAUUACUCAAAUUAACAGUAUCGUUAACCAUAGUGGAUACUAAGCUAAAGUUUAUACUAAUAGCAACCAUCUGUCUAGCUAGUUAAUCCUCCUUCGUUGCAUGAUAAUUCUUAAUAGUCAUCAUUUCACCUUCAUAAUAACUUACAAAACAAUAAUUCUUCAGUAGUUAGCUCUAGUGUAAGAGCACACUUUCCUUUUAAUCAACCCUCAUAGAAUUAACAAUAUUUGUUUAGUGGAUAGAAGGACUAUGAAUUUUUCAGGUUGAAUAGAGAUAAUUAAGAACCUGAAUUUAAUUCUGACAUGAGAUAGCAAUAUGAGAAGAUUUAUGAAUUGCAAGCCUCUCCAAAUAAAAAUGAAAAUAUUUCAAAAAUAAACUAAGCAUCUCCUUAUCAAAAGUACUCUCAAUAUUAAUAUGAAAAACAGUAAGCUUCUUUGCAGUAUUAAAAGAUGGUAAAGGAACAAAGAAUGAAUUCUAUUUAAAACUCAGAAAAGUCUAAUAAAAGCUUUUAAAAUACAUUUCAAUCCAAUGAUAAUUCUCGUUUGAUAUCUAAAAAUUUAUUAGAUAAAUCUCCUUAGAGACAUUAUGAUUCAGUUAGAACUGUGAACAGCAAAUUUGAGAGUUAAAGAAAUAAAUUCGAGAGAGAUUUAGAAAAUCAUAUUAGAAAAUAUUCUCCUCACUCAAGACCUACUACUUAGGAGUUAGAAAAUAGUUUAAAAGAAGAGCUAAGAAGCUCAAAAGUUUUAUAAAUUAAUCAUUUAUAAGACAUUUAUAAUUCAUACAAGUUUGGGGAGAAUAGUUCAGCUUACUCCUCUUCUUCUGAAGAGAGCUUGUAAUAAUCAUUAGGACAGAGCAUCAAAUUAUAGAUUCAAAAAGCCUUAGCUAAAUAAAAUGGAGUAUUAUACGAUGAUUACGACAAUUAAUAUUAAAAUGAUAAAAAAGCAAAUUAGCAAAAAUUUCACGACCAUAAAUUAGCACAGCAAUAUACUUCAAAUUAAAGUGAUAACUCUGUUAAUUCUAAUCCUCUUUUUGUUCACUAGCUUGAAGAGGAUAUGGAGUUAAUGAAAACAUAAGUAGUUCCUAAAGACUAAAUAAUUAUUGAAGAUAAAGAUGAUUUUUAUGAUGAGAAUGAGAACUUAAGUGAUUAAGAAUAAGAUAAGGAAUAAUUCGAAGUUUAAAUUUAAGAAAACAGUAAUGAUAAUAAUGCAAAGGAAUAUGAUGAGGCUGGUUAGCACUCACAUUCUUUAGAGCAUUAAAGCGAGUAGCAUUCACUGUAAGAUAUCCAAAUAUCUUCUAAUAAAAAAACUUAAAAUAAAUACCCAUCUCUCUAUCAUAUAGAUUAAGAUGAUAACAAAAAUAAGAAAAGCUAAGCUUUAAAAAACAAAAGUAUGGCUGAUUUUCAAAAUUAUUAAGGGAAUGAAGUUAAUCCUAAAGAUUGGAGGAAAUAUAACUUGCUAAAUGAAUAAUAAUAGCAACCUAUUGAAGAAGCUAAUGAUGACGAAAAUAUGUAUAAUAUAAGAGAUGAAGAAGAAGAAUAAAAAUUUUAAAAUUAAUAAGCUGAUGAAGAGUUAAAGACAGACUCUCAAAUUUUUAAUCAUGGCUUUUCAAAUUAAAUGAUAUAAAACCAUGAAUAAGAGCAAAAAUAAGAAGAGUAGGAAUUAACAUAAGAGCAGCUUUAGUAUCUAAAUGAUUUAGAUGAAAAUAAGCUUUUGGAUUGGAUUGAUGAACUUUUCUAAGCAGUUAACAAGGAGAAAGAAAAAAAAGAAGAUGAGGAAAGAAAGCAUCAAUAUGAAUUAAUUUAGUUAAGAUUAAUGAAUUUAAUUCCUUAGGAUUAAGAAUUUUUAUUGGAUCAAGCUUAGAGAGAUUAAAAAUUUCAAGAAAAAAUAGAAGAAUUAAUGAAUAUAUAAAAAUUGUUUGUUUAAAUAUUAAUCCAAAAACAAGGCUAGCAGAAAUCUGAUUAAAUAGAAGAUAUUUCUCCUGAUGACUAUGAAGGGGAUAUUUAAAAUCUACUUACUUAGCUCAAGUAAUUAGAUCAGAAAUUGUAGGAGUUAGUUAACUAAAGAUAAGCAAGAAAUACAAAAAAUAUGCUUUCAUCAAAGAAUUAAAGCUAAUCUGAUAGCAAAUUAAUUGAUAAUUAUGAAAAAAAUAAAGAUGUUAAUCAUGAGAAUAUAUUUGAUUAAAGUCGUAAACAUUCUACAGCAUAAAAAUCAUUAAUGGAGCUUGGGGACUAUAUUUAAAAGUAAAAUCAAGAAUAUAUUUAGAAUGAAUCUGAUUUCAUGAACAUGUUUAAUCCUAAUGAAUUGAACAACAAUAAUAACCAAGGUUAAUAUUUAGAAUUGAAUGAAGGAUCAUAAAAUUAGUUAGCUAACAUAAGUUAAAAAAGCUUGAGACAUUCCUAAUAGACCCUUUAAUAAAUUUAAGAAGGAUAUUAGGAUGAAUAAUAAAUAGACUUGGAUGAAUAAUAAAUAGAUUAGGACGAAUAAUAAAUAGAUUAGGAUGAAGACGACAAAAUAACUCAUGAGGAUUUGCUAAAAAUUAUGGAUAACAAAUUUAAUCAAAAUUAAUCUCAUGAAAAUCUGCCACCUAUCAACUCUAAAUCGAAACUUUAAGCUCCUCAAACAAAUAAAUUAGAGGAGAGUGAAGUAAAUGAAGAGUUAGAAAAAGAACUUUAAGAAAUUCGUUAAAAGGCUUAGUUAAAAAAAGAAAUUCAAACUAUGCUUAAAGACAAGAGUGAUAUAAUUGAAAAAUUUAAAUACAGGUUGGAAAUGAAAUUAAAUAACGAAGAAGAUUAGGUAGGUAAUAAGGGAAAGAAGUCAGCACUUGAUGAAGUUGAUUUAUCCUUUUAAAGUGAGAUGAAGUAUGAAGAAAGCUUGAAGCACUCUUCUUUAUAUAAAGACUCUAAAAAAUAAAAUAGUUAGAAGCGAAAACCAAGUGAUGAUAAUAACAGCGAAAGAAGUGCUCCUGCCAUUAUAAAUAAUAAGUAUGAAAUAUAGGAUGAAAAUGAAAAAUCAGAUCUUGAUAAAACUCUUCAAGAGAAGUUAAAACAUGAAUUAUUCUUAGACCUUGAAAAUUUUAAAAAGAGCGACAUUUUUAAAAACCUCUAUCACAGAAAGUUGAAAGAUUUAAUUAAUUCUUAUGUAAAUAUGAACAUAAAGUAAUAAGUGAGAGAUAUGUGUAGGGUUAUGAAGGUUAUGCAAAAUGCAAAGCUUUUUUACUAAAAUAAGCAAGAAAAUAUAAAACAAAAUUGCUUUAAUGUAAUAAAAUGGUACAGUGAUUAUUCCAGAGUUAAAAAUAAUCGUAAAAUAUAAAUUGAAUAAAACAUGAAAGUCAAAAAUAUGGAGCUUAAAACUAUUGCUUUUGCUAAAAUUAAAAAAUUCUGUGUUCAGCACAAGAAAUGGAUAGAAGCAAUUCAUGAAAAUAAUAAAAUGAUGAAGAUAUACAAAGUAUAUACCGAAUGGAAGAAGAUAGUCAACUACAAAGCAAUGAAGAGACAAGCUGAUCUUUACUAUAAAAAUACCCUUUUCUAAAAAUUCAAGAAUAAGAUCAAUGAAGUUAAGAAUUCAGUUGAUGUAAGAGCUCUAAUGCACUAUUCAAGCAAAUUAUAAAACCAAUUCUUUACUUUGUUCUGCUCAACAGCAUAGACACUAAGAAAAAAAAGAUUAGGCCUAAAUUAAAAAGUAAACAAAAUAAAUUCGUAGCUUCUCUCUAUUACAUUUUCAGAGUGGAAAAAGUACACAUAAGCCAAAAAAUAAGAGAAAAAUGAUUAUAUAUCCAUAUAAAUAUGUAUUAAAGAUACUAUCUCUAAGCCUAAAAUUUAGCCAAACUAAACCUUACAAGACUAUAAAAAAGCUCCAAUAACUACAUAAAAAACAAUUAAAGUUAUAAUGCCACCUGAUUCUGCUUUUAAAUGA
Tetrahymena thermophila SB210 is the source of this 4875-nucleotide messenger RNA. RefSeq lists its product as hypothetical. The record is from RefSeq and is a predicted model, not a curated record. NCBI's taxonomy places the organism in Eukaryota, Ciliophora, Oligohymenophorea, Hymenostomatida, Tetrahymenidae. The transcript has a single exon.